This is a messenger RNA of Oenanthe melanoleuca, 4214 nucleotides long. RefSeq lists its product as uncharacterized. Gene Ontology annotation, cellular component: cytoplasm. Gene Ontology annotation, biological process: regulation of translational fidelity. The record is from RefSeq and is a predicted model, not a curated record. The coding region runs from base 73 to 2793 and encodes 906 amino acids. NCBI's taxonomy places the organism in Eukaryota, Metazoa, Chordata, Aves, Passeriformes, Muscicapidae. The transcript is spliced from 9 exons. Gene Ontology annotation, molecular function: nucleotidyltransferase activity; tRNA binding; double-stranded RNA binding.
CUCCCAGCAACCCGGGCUGACUCACAGCCCCAAAUUUGCUGCAGCCAGAACCUCAUUUGCAUUUCCUCCCGCAUGCAGGGAGAGGAGCAGGAACAGAAGAGGUUUGUAGGGAAAAGGGGUGGAGAGCAGGGAGGAAGGUUGGCUUUGGUUAUAAAGAGCAUGGGAGGGAGGAGAGGCAGCAGCGCAGCGCCCGGCGCAGGGAUGGGCGGCGGGGAUGAGUCGCUGCAUUCCUGCAUCCCUCUCCUGGCCACUGCCGCAGGGUCUCUCCUGCUGGCUGUGCACUUCUACAGCUCCCUGAUCCCCAGCACGGCCCUGGGGGUCCUGCUGCUGCUCCUGUCACCUCUCCUGGCCUAUGCAGGGAUCCGGAGAAGCCCCAGGAGCUCCCUGCUGGUGCCCCUGAGCCUGGCCCUCUCACCCUUCUGGAGUGGCUACGGGCUGAUCCUGGUGCUGGCCGGGCAGGGAGCGCUGCCUGCCCCCGGGGACGCCCGGGACGCCCUCCUGCCCGGCCUGGCCGCCUUCACCCUGACCCUGCUGCUGCUGGCCCUGCUGGCUUUCCUCUCUGGACAGCCCUUCCUGGCCCUGCUGGCCACUGCCAUGGCGCUGGCCAGUGGCCACGAGGUUGCCCUGCACUGCAGCUCCUCGCUGGGCCCCUCGGCCGUGGCUUGUGGCCACCUCCUUGUCUGCUUGCUCGGGGGCUACUUUGCUCUGGGGAGGAUGCUUUGCUUGCUCACCAAAGGGAGAUUUGCCCUGCCUGGCACGGAUCUGGCUGAGAAGAAAGCCCAGGAGCGGGGCUGGGCCAGCGCUGGCAACCCCUUUGUAGCCCCAGGGCUGCUCCUGAACGCGCUGUCAGCCAGUGUGUUCUGCUGCAGGCUCCUGGGUGUCACCCACAAGCUCUUCCUGGGCCAUGUGCCCUGGCUGUGGGCAGCUGGCACCUUCCAGCUUGGCAUCUGUGUGCUGUCCUACCGAGCCAUGGACGUUCUCAUGGCCACGGCCUUCGGCUUCACUUCCAUCCUCAAAUUCGCCGGGGGCUACAGCCUCCUGUACCCAGCCUGGCAGCCAGAGGAGCCAGCCUUCCCCACCCCAGUCCUGCUGGUUUUCUCUGCUCUUUUCGCUCUCCUGGCUCUUUUCCUCUCCCUGCAGAGCCCCGUGGAUGGCCUGUACCUGCUGGUUUUUGUUGCCUACUGCAUCGCCUUGGCUUGCAGCCCCAAGGGGUUUUUUGCAGCCGGCCCCCAGGGCGUGGCCGUGGCUGUUUUCGUGGCCUCAGCCUCGGUGGCUUUGAUCCACCUGUACAACCUGAGGGCAAAGGCCAAGAUCCCGACGGGGAGGGGGGCAGUGAGGGCCCUCCUUGCUCGCAGCAGCCUCCUGAAGCUCCGCGAGGGGCCCGACCUCCACUCCCCCUACCUGGGCUAUUCCAAAUACGCCGACGCAGAAAUCCUCACCUACGCCUGCAGCGUGCUGGCUUCCUUUGCUCUGGCAGCCACAGGAGACCCCCAGGCUCCCCUUGCCACCGUGGUCAUCCCGUGGCUGGUGGUGGCUGGUGGCAUCCUCAAGCUUCUGGGGGGCUCUGUGGCUUUUGCCCGGGGUAAAACCCUGGAGAGCAGCGCCUUCAUCCUCUACGCUGUCAUGUGGGUCAUCUGGGGCCUGGCAAGGUUUGGUGGCCUCCAGGGCACUGCCAGGACCUUCCACUCAGCCCUGGGCAUCGUUGCCUUCAUGCUCUUCAACAGCUUCGUGGUCUUCUGCUCGCUCUUCCUCAGCACAGCCUGGUUCUUCUACUCCCUCACCUUCAUGCUGGUGGCUGGCAGCUUCCUGCUGGAUGCCGUCCGUGCUCUUCCCGCUGGAUACGACCUGGCUGCCAGCCUCAUCUUUGGGCUGGUCAGCUUUUACUGCUUCCUGGCUUCCCUGGCCAGCAGCACCUUGGAGGGGCUGUGCUUGCCCAUGGGGAAGCCCGUGGUGCAGCUCGGUGGGGUCGGGGCAGGAGGCAGCAAGUGCCUUCACCUGCCCGCCAGGAAAGCGUCCUCAGUCAAGAGAAUUGCAGAUAUCCUGAGGAGUGGUGGCACCUGUGGCAUCCCCACCGACACUGUGUACGUGCUGGUGGCUGCCUGCAGCCGGCCUGAUGCUGUGGAGAAAGCUCACAGGUCCAAGCGCCAGGCUCAGGAUCGCCCCAUGUCCCUCUGGAUUUCCAGCCUGAAGCAGCUGGAACCUGCCAAGCAUUUGUUCACUCCCCUCCUCUGGGACUUCAUGGAGGCAGCCUGGCCAUCUCCCAUCAGCUUGGUCAUUCCCAGAGGUGAGUGGGUGGAUUUCCUGGGGAUGAAGGACUCUGCUAGAUACGUUGGGACCCCUCAGAGCGUGGCCAUCCGCAUCCCCGACUGCUCUGUCACCACACACCUCAUCGACCUGGUUGGCCCCAUUGUGGUCACAUCAGCCAACCCAACGGGAGAGGCUGACACCACCCACCACAACCAAGUGUACGCCAAGCUGGGAGACAAGGUGGAUGCAGUUCUUUGUGGUGGGCCCUCUCCAGAGAACAUUGCCUCCACCGUGGUGGACUGCACCAAGAUCGACACUGGGAACAUCGGGUUCUUCAGGGUCGGCAUCAUCCCCAAGUCUCAGGUGCUGCAGAUCCUGGAGCAGGUGCAGAAGAAACACCUGGUGGUCCCUCCCAGUGCCACCUGCCCCACAAAAGGCUGGGAAGAGCUCCAGACUCGUGGCCACGCCGUGCACAACGGGGUGGGCAGAGCUGCCCGGGGGGAGCCGGGGCUGGAUCCCGAUUCCGAGCGUCACACCCGCGUCUGAUCCCGCAGCUCCGCCUGGAAAAUAACGUGGGAAAUGUGGGAAAACGCCAUUUCGGCCAAAUUGGGGAAUGGGAGAGGCUGCCCAGCUGCAGGGGUGACUCAUCUGCCUUUCUAUGGACGCUGCAAACCACAGGAAAAUUUUCCCUUUAGGGGCGCUGCCAGCGCUCCCUGGAGAUCAGUCACGACCAAAGCCGGAGUCCCAGAGCUCCAUCCCUGCCACCGGGAGGGAAUUCCUUGGAUUUGGGAUUUGGAUUUGGGGCAUGGGGUGAGGAGUAACUUGAAUUACACAGGAUGGUUUUGGUGGGGAAAGACUUUCCAAUCCUUGAGCCCCCAGCACUGCCAAGGCUGUGUCCCCGUGUCCCCAAGUGCCACACCACGUGGGGAAGGAGGAGGGGAGAUGAGUCCAGGUGCUUUGCUGGUGGAUCCAAUGGAUUUGGCAAAGCCUGGACUCAGAGCUGGGGGUGUCUCCUGCUGUGUUUUCUUCACAAUCACCCACUGACCCCACCUGGGAGGUGUUUCCUCUGUUCCCUUCCUCAACACUCCAAAGAAACGCCAGACCCGAGGGGUGAGGUGCCACUCCUGCAUUUCACACUCAGUGUCAGGGUGGAAUCCCCAUUUGGACGACCCCAAUAUUUUAUACCCUUCAAGGUGCUUUAGGGAAGACCCUCCCUUGCCACGUUAGGAGUUUCAGGAGCCCAAUCUCCAUGUUUUUGAGGAUGCCAGGAGCUGGUCUCUCACCUUACAGCCCAACCCUUCCCAUCUCAUGGCACGUUUCCUGCAGAGUGCAAAUUCCAUAGGAUCAGAGGAAGGAAUUCCAGCCGUUCCAGGCAGUCAUUUGUCUUCUCCAGGGGUCCAGCUUCUCUGCAAAUUCCUGAAAUACAGGGAAGGAACUGGAGAUGUGCUCACCCAUGACCUACUGGCAUCACUGGGACAUGAUGGGAUGGCUCCUGGAGUGGAGCAAUGUGAGGAUUUGGACUUUUUAGGCAGGACAGGCAGUGUGGAGUAGUGGCUGCUGGCCAGGAGGAGUUGAGAAGGACCCAAAAAACCUCUCAAACUCUCACGAGGAGUUUUCCUUGGCAAACGCUGCAGUUAUGGCUCGUCCCAGCUCCCAAAACUGCUGAUCUUAUUCUUACCUGACUCAGGUGCAAGGUGCUGAUCAAACUCCAGCUGAAACCAAUCCGUUGCUCAUUGAUUUCACCUGGAAUUUGAGGAUAAAAGUGGUGCAGCCAGAGGAGCUCUGGCAAAAAUGGGGUUUCCUCAACUUGUCCUCACAGAGCUGGCUCUCUCUCCUUCUCUCUUCCUGCAGAGAAAAUUACAGAGAAUUCAGUGUGUUCAACAAUUCUGCUGGUCUACUUCCUCUAUCUCCUUGGAGUUUAUUAAAACCGGUUUUUAGAAAGCAAUAAAAUAUUUUCAAUAAACAGA